Molecule: messenger RNA, 553 nt
Organism: Prorocentrum cordatum
Lineage: Eukaryota; Dinophyceae; Prorocentrales; Prorocentraceae
Source: the annotation of a GenBank genome assembly
GCUGUUCGGCCAGAUGAGGGAGCGCCAGGUGCCGCCGAACAACGUGACGUACAACACGCUGAUCCAGGCGUGCAGCAAGGCCAGGCGUCCCAUGCGCGCGCUGGAGGUGCUCCAGGAGGCGCGCCGGGAAAACGGCUACGCGCCCGAGUGGGAAGCCGCGCAGAGACGGCAUUGCGGAGCUGGCCCGCCAGAUUGUGCCCCCCAGGACGCGGGGGUCCUGCCCGCGGGCACGAGCUUCGCGGCCGUGGCGGACGCGGUGGUGCAGGCUGGCAGCCCUGAGAAGGCCCUGGAGCUUGCGAGGAGCACGCAGGCUGGCGACGCGGCGACGGACGGCCUGGGCGGGCACGAGGAACCUCUCCAGGAGAUGUUCUCGGUCAUCCUGGAAGACCUGACCAGGCACGACAAGCUCGCGAUGCUGAGGUGCCGCCCGCCUGGCGGGCAGCCGCCUGGCCCGGCGCCGGCCGCGCCCUCGCCGCGCAGGCCCGCCGCCGCGGAGGAAGACCCCUCGCUGGGCGAGGGCGCCGGGAGCAGCGUGUUCGGCAAGCUGCUGCAG